CUCGGAUGAGAGAAGAUGGGAAAAGAGCAGAGCGAGAGGGGUUGGACAAGAUGCGUGUGGUUGAGAUGGAGAUGGUGAGGGAAAACCAUGGCGUCAAAGUCGCCGAGAUGCAGGCGCAGUUGGAACAGAUGGAGCGGCAGUACCACGCCAAGGUCGAGGAGAUGGAGACAGCGCACAACACCAAAUUCGAACAGAUGGAGCAGCAGUACCACGCCAAGGUGGAAGAGACAAACGCUGCGAUCAAACGGGAAAAGAAGGCACAAGAAAUCAUGGACGACCUGACGAAAAGAAACCUUACCGUCGUCGGAAAACUAAACAAGAAACUCGAAAAGCAAGACGUCCUCCUCGUCAAAGCACAAGAAGAGAUCGAUGUCAUGUACGACGAUCACCAAGAAUCCAAAGACAUGAUCCUGUAUCUCCUCCUGGUUCCCGUCAGACAGCUGAGGGUCGAGUGGGACCCCAACAUGGGUGAAUACAAAGGUGACAGAGACGUUCAACGUCUAGCCAAAUCGAUCCGAAAAGGCAUUGUCCGUUGUCACCUGGGACAACAAAGAAUGUCCCAGUUUAGAGAUAACUUGAUAAAGAUCUGUCAACAUGCGUCAGAGACAGGUCACGUACUUCAUAGAGCUAUCCCUCUUAUCGGUCUAUUGGGUCGUUUAUCCCUCGGCGGCAAUGACGAGGGUGCGGACGAGAUCAUCACCUCGGAGGGUAUCUAUCCGGAUUUAGAUUUAGAUUUGGAUCUGGACAAGGUCAUGGCUCCCAUCUUGAGAAACGUUUACAAUCGAUUGGAAACACUGUUCGACAGCGUAGCUUUUGAUCCAAACACAAUGCCAGUCGUCACACCUAGAGAGAUUCAACACGUCAUACGACAAGUCAUCGUGGUGUGGAACUCGACCCUCAGAGUAGGUUACGGUUCUACCGUCAGUGAGGAAGAGUCAGACUCUAAGGUUGUCGGAUCGGAAUCGGCAAAAGCAAAAGGAGACACGAAAUGGAAAGAAGAAUGGACUGUGAACAUUAUUCCAAAAGCUUUCCAAUGGAAAAACCGUCAUCCGGAAUCGUUACCGAGAGAAUUGAUCAGGUAUUUUUUGGAAAAGUUGCAGGAUAACAGAGAAUCUUUCCCUCGGGGUAGAUUUGAUGAUAUGAGAUGGUUUUUGGACGCCAUCGAAAGAGAUUUCCAACACGUCAGGUCCGAUCGCUGGUUUGAAGGUCUAUGGAUGUGAAAUUUCCAAUGCUCAAACAGUACCUGUCGCGGACGGCGACGCACGGUCGACACUACUUUGCACACUCCUUCAACUGGUAGCAACUACAUGGAAAAUCAUCUUUAACAUGCAUAAUCUUUGUCUGUA
Tremella mesenterica DSM 1558 is the source of this 1346-nucleotide messenger RNA. RefSeq lists its product as uncharacterized. NCBI's taxonomy places the organism in Eukaryota, Fungi, Basidiomycota, Tremellomycetes, Tremellales, Tremellaceae. The transcript has 2 exons. The coding region runs from base 6 to 1220 and encodes 404 amino acids. The record is from RefSeq and is a predicted model, not a curated record.